Messenger RNA from Glarea lozoyensis ATCC 20868, 201 nucleotides. RefSeq lists its product as uncharacterized. The record is from RefSeq and is a predicted model, not a curated record. Lineage: Eukaryota; Fungi; Ascomycota; Leotiomycetes; Helotiales; Helotiaceae. The transcript has a single exon. The coding region runs from base 1 to 201 and encodes 66 amino acids.
AUGCCCGAAUUCCCACCAUAUCAAAUCGAGAAGCUCCACGCUGCCAUUAGCGCCAUCAAUGACCCUUCGCUUUCUGCGCCCCGCAUGUCGAGUAUAAACUGUAGCAGCGGGGUCACAACUCCAAUGGAGCACAGUAACAGCUGCCCAAUGAAAGUCAGCUCCGGACCAUGUACUCCGGCAGAAGUUAAGCCUGGGAAUUGA